This is a messenger RNA of Pelobates cultripes (western spadefoot toad), 3695 nucleotides long. Lineage: Eukaryota; Metazoa; Chordata; Amphibia; Anura; Pelobatidae. The record is from the annotation of a GenBank genome assembly.
AUGAAAGUCCAAGAGGCUGUCCUUCCUGGAAACCAGGAUGGCAGCGAUAAUUUUGAUAUAAAUAGCAGUGAAAAAGCACUACUUUUAUUCUCCAACCCAAUCUCAAAGAAUCCAGGUAAAGAGGGAAUUGAUAUCCAUAUUUCUUUGAGUGAAAGGGCUAAAUUAUGGGCAAAGAAAACACAGAUAGCGGACCUGCCCUGUUAAGCAGAAAAGAGAGAAGAAAAACUUGAAUUGAAAUUAUUGAGAACAAAUGUUUUAAAUUAGAGUUUUCUAAAAAUGUAUCACUUUCUUUGCAGGUAUCUCAUCACUGAAGAUCAUCAGAAUGUUCGUUAAGGUUCUUGCCCUUGCGCUUGUUCUUUGCGCCUUUGCAGGUCAGUAUGGGGAGAAGAAUUUCGGGGUCUGAGAAUUGUGUGUGUGUGUGUGUGUGUGACAGAUGGAAAGAGUAAGAAGACAAAUGUAAUAAAAAUAUCCAACCUGUCGAAGAGUGUGUGGGAUGAACAAGAAAUGGUUAGAUGACCUAUGAGAUGGUGGGAGAUGGAGAGUUUGAUACAUGGAGGAAGAGAAGAAAGUAAAUUUUAGCAAGUGGAAAUAAUCUAAUAAAAAAACAGAGGUAGACGAAUAUGUAUGGAUUUUUCAAUUACUUUUUGUGAAACAAAAAUAACUGUUGUAAAAUCAGAUCAGAGAGAAUACAUUUGGUAGUUUGUAUUCCACUAAUGGUAGUUUUUCCCCCUCAUCUUAGGCUCUAAGGCUGAGAUCCAAAGUGAACAAGUGGUCAAUGCUUUCUGGGACUACGUCUCCAAACUGACCAAAGAUACCAAAGAUGCCGUGGACCAGAUUCAGCAAUCUGAGAUCAGUCAACAGCUCAAGUAAGUAAGAAUGAAUUAAGAGCUGCUUUAUAUAUAGUCUGAAAGAAAAGCAAGAUGGAUGGCCCCAAGAGUCCAAUAGGGACUCGGUCAACUUAACGUUUAAAAUUUGUGUUAUCUAUAAACACAUUUCGAUUUCACCAUAGUACCUUAAGAAAAUGAAUAAUUCCAUUCAAUAUUGUUAAAACCAAUAAAUUUUUUGUAUACAUUUUGGUGUAGAACAUUGUUUCCUGUUCCAUAAUCAUGUUUAAAGGGGCACACAGCGCACCAUAACCCUUACAGUGUAAUGAAGUGGUUACGAGCAAAGAGCCUUCAAGUGCCAUUUAUGUCAAGCCAGUCUUGUCUUGCCUAGUACCCAAAGACCAACCACUCUGCUGCCACUGAGAGCAUAUGAAGGGUCCAGUAUUCUACAAAACCAUUCAACCAUGAAUACAAUGAUAGACUGCAUAUACUCUGUCCAGUAGCAGAAUAAUUUGAUUUUGGGUUCUGGCACAAUCAUAUUGUUUUUUUCUCAAACUACUCACACAGUUUGUCAAAAAAAGUAGUCAUUGGCACCCAAAACCUCUCUGCACUAUAACCUCUGCAAUGAUGCUGCAGUGGUUGUGGUACUUAGCAUGCCCGUCAGGUUAGAAUAUAGCAAUUGUAAGAUGUUUUUUCUCGUGAUCAUAAUGUUACUCACAAUCUCAAUACUAUUCCUGGACAGGGUUUUUGGCCCACAUUUUGCAAUUAAAGUUUACAAUGUUUAGUUAAUUAACCCCUCACAGCUGUUUGUCAGUGGAUUUUCCUAUUUGCGUUUUGUAAGUUUCCUAAUUGAAAAAGCUUGAUCCACUCUGCGUUAUUCUGGUACUACUUAUAUUAUUAUCUCAUAUAACCCACCUGUAUAUUUAAAUUAAUAUGCGACCAUUUUUUCAUGGCCCACUUAUUUGAUUUUGAUUUGAGCGUGUAUAUUAAAAAUCAUGUAUGUUAUCUGCAGGAUCACAAUGAUACAUUAACACAAAUCCACAGUUUUUAGCAAGGAGGAAACAACAUUGGUUAUCCAAUUAAUAGGCAGGAAAGCAGUGAGCCAAAAUAUAAUCUAAGCAAAUAUUGUCAAGUCCAAACAUUAAAAUAGAGUACAUCAAAAAAGAAAAUUUCAAAAAAAUGUAAAACUGUUGAGUGUAUCUAAGGUACUAUAUAUACUAUAUAUCCAUGUUCUGGUGUAAUGAAACAUUUUCAGAACAUACAACCAUUCCAGACACUCUUGUCACAUUUUAACCUUUUUAAUCUUAAAUUCUCAAUUUAUAUUUAUUUGUAUAUUUAUAUAUUUUUAUCAAGUCUAGAUUUAUACUUUUCCACACCCUUGUAAACUGUUACAUAAUUCCAUAUUUCUGAUACUGCAAUUUGUUUGUGAUUAUUUUCUCUGUCCAUCAGUUUACCUUUCUAUACUUUUCUUCACAGUUCUCUCAUCCAGGACAACCUGAAGACAGUGAAUCUUUAUGCUGAAGAAAUGCCAGACCAACUCAUCCCUCUAGCCAAACAGAUUCAUGAUCAACUAACUCAGAAUUCAGAAAAACUUCGGGAGCAGAUCAGACAGGAACUUGAGCAAUUAAAGAGCAGGUUCUCUCCAUAUUCAGAUGAGGUCCACAAUCAGCUGAAAAUAAAUUUAGAACAGUUGCAACUAAAGCUUACUCCAUAUGCUGAGGAACUUCAGGCACAGAUUGAGAAGAAUACCCAGGUGGUCAGUGAGCAACUGAAGUUGGUGGCCAAGGAAUUAGAUGCUAAGAUAAGAGAAAAUGCAGACAAUGUCCAAGUGUCUUUGGCCCCAUUUGCCCAGAAACUCCAGGACAAAAUAGAUGAAAGUGUAGAGCAGAUGCAAAAACAGGUUGUCCCCUACACUGAGGAGCUACGAGAAGAAUUAAGGCAGCAAUCAGAAGAAUUGCGCCAGAAGCUGAGUCCCUAUGCAGAUGACAUGCAAGAUAAUCUGAACAAGUAUAUCGAAAACAUGGAUUUCCAAAUGAAGAAAAGCGUGGACCAGAUAGAAGCCAAGAUGUCGGAGCUCACAACAAACUUGAAAAAGCAGUUAGACCCCUACGCUGAUGAGUUGAGAGAUAAACUCAAUGAGAAUUUGAAGGAUGCCACACAGGCUUUGGAGCCUUAUUUGUCCAAAAUGAGUGAAAGCAUGGACCAGAAAAUCUCAGAAUUUAAAGACAUGAUGACCCCAUAUGGAGAAGAACUCAAUAAGGCCCUUUUGCAAAGGGUGGAAGAUAUGAACCAGAAACUUGGGCACUACACAGUGAGUGUGAAGGAUCAGCUAGAGUACCUGGAGAAAGAUGUCCGGGACAAGAUCAAUGACUUCAUCAGCAGAGAUGUUCAUACAGAAGAGUAAAUCAAAUGUCACUACACUGUAACAACAAGCUGCUACUUAAUAUACAAAUGGCACCCCAUUCCAUUCUAACUAGAAUGGCACCCAAAUACACAAAUAACAUUUCCACCUGGUACAAGGAUAUUAAUUAGAUAAAUAAUUAGAUAAAUCUUUACAAAGAACAAGAAGCACUUUUUACUUUAUGCAACUAUAGCCGAACAUUGUGCAUGUCUUGUUGUCCCAUAUGGUGUAAUACUAUAUAACCACCGACAUAUGAAUGUCCUUUUAUCUCACAGUUUUACAUGAAUACUAGUUUCUCUCUGAAUUCACUUUUUGACCUGGCUUUGAAUAGAACGCAUCUAGGCAGAAUAACAUGAAGUUAUUUUUCUUAUGUUUUAUCCACUAAUUCCUUGCCAAGUGUUAAAUAUUGUGUGUGCGAUUUUUUUGGUGCUUUGCAAUAAACCUGCAAUAAACAGCAACUCAGCAAUGCA